Messenger RNA from Psylliodes chrysocephalus, 4755 nucleotides. NCBI's taxonomy places the organism in Eukaryota, Metazoa, Arthropoda, Insecta, Coleoptera, Chrysomelidae. The record is from the annotation of a GenBank genome assembly.
AUGGAGAGUCUCGAAGACGUAAUCGCCAGGGAAGAGGCUGAAAGACAGCAGAGUUUGAGAGACUUAGAGCAGCUCUACGAGUGGCUCCAACAGUUUGAGGAUCCCCCUCCGGCCCCCCGGCCGCCGCCUCCAUAUCAGUUUCGAAACGGUGACAUCACACAAAAAGGAUAUGAGAAGAAGAGAACUCGACUACUCACUCCCUACAUUCCUAAACACCAACCAAAAGUUCGACAAGAGGCCGUUCAACAGGCUCUCGCACAAGCCUUACAAAAUAGGCACAAACCCUCGAUGCCGAUGCCGUCCAAAAGAACAUCAGUCAUGGCGAGGAGUCCAGACCGAGAUAGACAUGACUCUGAAUCUUCGUCGGACGAAGAUAGUAUUGUAAACGAAGAGACAGUUGAAAGUACCCCCGAAAGGGAAAGAGUACGAGACCGCAGUACUCCUCAGAUGUUUCCACCUCCACCUUUAUCUGAUACCAGCAGUACUGGUUCUCCACCGCCCCUACAUCACAGGCCUCGACUACCCCCUCCUACAAAUUAUGAGGACAAAAGGAGAAUCGAGAUAACGGAAAUCAGCGAUGUUCUUCAGAAUUUUAGGCCAUAUUCGCAACCCCCUGACGUCACUCACAACACUGCUCAAGGUGGACGUAGGCCGGCAGCUGAUAGAGUAAAUCGUUAUGGUUCUUCGGGAUCGGAUGAUACCGUAGGAACUGGUACUGGAAGAUGGAAAGUCUCUACCAAAAUUCAGCAGUUACUGAAUACGUUAAAGAGACCGAAACGACGGCCAUUACCGGAAUUCUAUGAAGACGACGACAUUGAGUUAGAAAUCGCUGCUAACCCCAAAGAUCCGAAUGCUCCUAAACCAGAAGGAAGCUGCAUGAGUCCCGCAGUAGGUGAACAAUUGGUAGUUCCAUCGGGACUACCAAGAAGUUUAGAGGCCGCCAUAACCAGGUAUGGCAAUGGUACAUAUAAAGCUCCAGUAGCAACUGUAUUAGAUCCAAAUGGAAAAAUGUCAGUAACAUUAACGUACGGUAAACUUCUAAGUCGAUCGCACAAAAUAGCAUACGCACUUUUGACCAAAUCGUUUAGCAAAAAUGGUGAUACUAGUCUAAAAUCUGGUGAUCGUGUAGCUCUAGUCUAUCCAAAUAAUGAUCCAAUCAACUUUUUGUGUGCUUUCUACGGAUGCCUGCAAGCUGGCAUCGUACCAGUGCCAAUAGAAGUGCCUAUCACAAGAAGAGACGCAGGAUCUCUACAAAUUGGAUUCCUUUUGGGCAGUUGUGCAGUCCAAGUGGCUUUAACUUCUGAAGCUUGUUUAAAGGGACUGCCUAAGACCGCUUCAGGAGAGGUGAUCCAGUUCAAGGGAUGGCCCAAGCUGACGUGGUUCGUUACCGAACAUUUAGCUAAGACUCCAAAAGACUGGUCCCCUACACCUAGAUUGACUGAUGAAACACCUGCAUAUAUAGAAUACAGUACCGACCGUGACGGCUCAGUAAUGGGUGUAACCAUCACGCGCACAGCAAUGGUACAACAUUGUCGAAUGUUGACCAUGUCCUGUAAUUACACCGAAGGAGAAAACAUGGUUUGCGUUUUAGACUUUAAAAGAGAAGUCGGAAUGUGGCACUCAGUAUUAACAAGCGUAUUAAAUGGCAUGCACGUGAUCUACAUCCCUUACGCAUUAAUGAAAGUCAACCCAGCAAGUUGGAUGCAAAUGAUUACUAAGCAUCGUGCUUCUGUUGCCGUAGUCAAGUCCAGAGACCUUCAUUGGGGUCUGCUAGCUACGAAAGACCACAAAGAUGUCAACCUGGGUUCGCUGAGGAUGCUUCUAGUUGCAGAUGGAGCGAAUCCUUGGUCGCUAAGCUCCUGUGAUCAAUUCCUAUCAGUAUUUCAGACGAAAGGACUCCGAGCUGACGCUAUUUGUCCUUGUGCCAGCUCCAGUGAGGUUUUGACAGUGUCCGUCAGAAGGCCUGGUAGAGGAGGAGUUAAUGCUACUGGUAGAGGCGUUUUGUCAAUGCAAGGAUUAAGUUAUGGUGUUGUUAGAGUAGAUCAGGAGAACAGUUUGACUUCAUUGACAUUACAAGACUGUGGACAAGUGAUGCCAGGUUGUGUGAUAGUUGUAGUAAAAAUGGAAGGACCCUCUUACCUCUGCAAGACAGACGAAGUGGGAGAAAUAUGCGUCAAUUCAGGAGCAACCGGUACCCAGUACUGGGGUCUGCAAGGUCUUAGUAACAGUACUUUCAAAGUACAACCGCUAGGAACUGACGGCAAACCAAUAUCGGAUGCAGAAUACACUAGGUCCGGUCUGUUAGGAUUUUUAGGACCUGGUGGGUUGGUAUUCGUUUGUGGAUCGCGCGAUGGACUAAUGACGGUGACGGGAAGGAAGCACAAUGUGGACGAUAUAAUAGCGACAGUUUUGGCUGUGGAACCGAUGAAGUUCAUUUACCGAGGACGUAUAGCUGUGUUUAGCAUCAAAGUUUUGAGAGACGAAAGAAUUUGUGUCAUAGCCGAACAAAGACCAGAUUGUAGCGAAGAAGAGUCAUUCCAAUGGAUGUCAAGAGUACUUCAAGCUGUAGACUCGAUUCAUCAAGUCGGUCUUUACUGUUUGGCUUUGGUACCUCCAAAUUACCUGCCGAAGACACCUCUCGGAGGAAUUCAUUUGUCUGAGACUAAACGGAGAUUCAUGGACGGUAAUUUGCAUCCAGCAAACGUACUCAUGUGCCCCCACACUUGCGUUACCAAUCUACCUAAACCUAGAGAAGUUCAUACAGCAACGGAAUGUGUUUCAGACGUGGGACCGGCGUCUGUUAUCGUCGGAAAUCUUGUUCAAGGAAAUAGACUUGCUAGCGCACAAGGAAGGGAAGUAGGAGGGCUUUUAGACGAAGAAGCUGAUUCUUCCAAAAAGCAACAAUUUAUUGCUGAAAUUCUACGAUGGAGGGCCCAAGGUACUUCGGAUCACAUCCUCUUUACCCUUCUGAACAGCAAAGGAGCAGUAGCCAAGGUGCUUUCUUGUUCUGAACUUCAUAAAAAGGCUGAAAGAAUAGGAAAUCUUCUUGUAGAAAAAGGAAAAAUCAACACUGGUGACCACGUGGCGCUAAUUUUCCCACCAGGAUUGGACCUUAUAUGUGCUUUCUAUGGAUGUUUAUACGUUGGUGCUGUCCCCGUAACUAUUAGACCCCCGCAUCCACAAAAUUUGCAGACAACGUUGCCAACAGUCAGGAUGAUUGUAGACGUAUCGAAAUCCGUGCUAGUGCUUUCAAUCCAGGCUGUGAUCAAACUUCUUCGCUCAAAGGAAGCCAGUAACGUAGUAGAUAUCAAAUCAUGGCCUUUGAUUUUGGACACCGACGACAUGCCUAAAAAGAAAUUGCCAGUGCCAUAUAGGGCUCCUACCGCUGAAAUGAUGGCUUAUUUAGAUUUUAGCGUUUCAACGACAGGAAUGUUAGCCGGCAUAAAAAUGUCCCAUGCUGCUGUGACAAAUUUGUGCAAAAGUAUGAAGUUGGCUUGUGAAUUGUAUCCAAGCAGGCACAUCGCUUUGUGUUUGGAUCCGUACUGUGGACUAGGAUUUGCUCUUUGGUGUCUGAGCAGCAUAUAUUCCGGUCAUCAUUCCAUUUUAAUCCCACCAUCUGAAGUAGAAGUGAAUCCAGGACUCUGGUUGACAGCAGUCAGUCAAUACAAAGUCCGAGACACGUUCUGUUCGUACGGAGUCAUGGAACUUUGUACAAAAGGUCUCGGUUCGUCAGUGAAUCAGCUCAAAACCAGAGGAAUCAAUUUGGCCUGUGUUAGAACUUGCGUCGUAGUAGCAGAAGAGCGACCAAGAAUGAAUUUAACCACUAGUUUUUCGAAAUUGUUUAGCGCUUUGGGACUGAGUCCUAGGGCAGUUUCUACGUCGUUCGGAUGCAGAGUUAACGUAACGAUUUGUUUGCAAGGUGCUUCGAGUCCUGAACCUUCAACUGUUUAUGUAGAUUUGAGGGCUUUGAGAAAUGAUAGGGUGAGCUUAGUAGAAAGAGGCAGUCCUCAUAGUUUGUGCGUGAUGGAGAGUGGGAAAUUGUUACCUGGUGUUAAAGUCAUCAUCGCCAAUCCUGAAACGAAAGGGCAAUGUGGAGAUUCUCAUUUGGGCGAGAUAUGGGUGCAGAGUGGACAUAACGCUAGUGGUUAUUUCACUAUUUACGGAGAUGAGAGUGAAUAUGGAGAUCAUUUUAAUGCCCAUUUAGUAACUGGCAAUACCGGAGAAGUAUAUGCUAGAACCGGCUACUUGGGAUUCUUGAGAAGGACAGAACUAUCAGAAACCACUGGUGCCACAGACGAAACUAUAAUUAGUAGAGAAAGUGACAACGAGUCUUUAGGUUCUUCGCACCACAUUUUACCUUCUGCAUGUGAUUCACCCGAACUGCACGAUGCAGUAUUUGUUGUAGGUGCUUUAGACGAAACUAUUAUGUUGAGAGGCAUGAGAUAUCACCCCAUAGAUAUAGAAAACAGCGUUAUGAGGUGCCAUAAAAAAAUUGCUGAAUGCGCUGUAUUCACUUGGACUAACCUACUGGUCGUAGUGGUAGAAUUAGAUGGUAACGAAAGUGAAGCUCUAGAUCUUGUUCCCUUAGUCACCAACACCGUUUUAGAGGAACAUCACCUUAUCGUCGGUGUUGUAGUAGUUGUCGAUCCCGGAGUCGUUCCCAUCAAUUCACGGGGAGAAAAACAACGGAUGCACUUACGCGACGGAUUUCUAGCUGACCAAUUAGAUCCAAUUUACGUGGCAUAUAACAUGUAA